UUUUUUUUUUUUUAUUUCUCUUUCCUUAUCCUUUUUUUUUCUUUACUACUAUUAAUGUUAAUACGACUUUUGCAACAAUGUAACGACUAGUAGUAACGACAAAAUAAUCUCUUGACAUGACAUAACGUAAGGAACUAUUGAAAUAUCCUUUUUUUUUUAUUUUAUAAAGUGAAAUAAUACUAUUAACCUUUUUUUUUUAUUUUAUUUAUAUUAUAGCAACUAGUUUAUGUGUUAAAAGUGGUGUUUAGCUCUUUUUGUUUUAUUCAUGUUGGCAAUGGUAAAGGGAUCUCGUGGUGACCUUAAGAGGCUAUUUUAUGUGUUAAACUUGGUGGUUACCUCCUUUUGUUUUAUUCAUGUUGCUGAUGGCAAAGAGAUCUAUGAUGACCUUAAGUGGUGUUUACCUCCUUUUGUUUUAUUCAUGUUGACGAUGGCAAAGAGAUCUUAUGCUGACCUUAAGAGACUAGUUUAUGUGUUAAACUUGGUGGUUACCUCUUUUUGUUUUAUUCAUGUUGGUGAUGUCAACGGGAUCUAUGAUGACCUUAAGCAACUAUUUUAUGUGUUAAAAGUGGUGUUUAUCUCUCUUUGUUUUAUUCAUGUUGGUCAUGUCAAAGAGAUCUCGUGGUGA
This is a messenger RNA of Halteromyces radiatus, 625 nucleotides long. RefSeq lists its product as uncharacterized. The transcript has 6 exons. Lineage: Eukaryota; Fungi; Mucoromycota; Mucoromycetes; Mucorales; Cunninghamellaceae. The record is from RefSeq and is a predicted model, not a curated record. Bases 266 to 625 code for a protein of 119 amino acids.